CGUUUUCAAAUCUUUGCGUUUUGAAGUGUGCACACCACGGCUCCACACACCACUCCCCUAUUAAGCGCGAUUGAACUCAAUUGACGCCAUUUGUGCCCGAGACCCAUAUUUUCGCUUCUUCGCGCCGCCGAUCUGAAUCGCCGCCGAUCUGAAUCGUCAUCGAACGAUAAUUUCUCGGCCCGCCACAACCGAGUGCCUUGCCAACGCACAUAUAUCUCGUAAUUGAGACAAACGCGGGGCCGAUCCAAACCGCGUUCCGUUUCCCCGGAUCUUCGAUAUCUUUUCUGACAGCACCCGGCUGUCCACUCCGCCGGUCGUCGCACUACCAGCCCAGAACCUCAACAUGAAGGUCCUCAGCAAGGAAGAGGAGCAGGAGCACUUCGGCGUCGUGAUGCGCGGCGGCCUCAUCGGCGGCACCGUGGGGCUCGCGCUCGGCCUGGCGGGCGUCGUGGGCGCGUCGCGGCGGUACCCGGCCUUCCGGUCGCUGACGCUGCCGUUCCGGUCCUUCCUGGUGUCGUCGGCCGGCACGUUCGGCGCCAUCGUCCUCGCCGAGCGCUACAGCAUCAACUACCAGCGGUCGCACGACCAGAUGAACAACUACCUCGAGGCGACGCACCGCGCGGCCGAGCAGGAGCGCCGCGCGCACACCACCGAGUGGCAGCGCCUGAUGGAGUGGGGCCGCGAGAACCGCUACAGCAUCGUGUUCGCCAGCUGGCUGGCCUCCAUGGGCGUCGCGCUCGCCCUGGUCGGCCGCAACAAGUACCUGACCAGGAGCCAAAAGCUCGUGCAGGCGCGUGUCUACGCGCAGGGCCUGACGCUCGCCGUGCUGAUCGCCACCGCCGCCUUCGAGACGGCCGACGCCAAGGCCGGCCGCGGCCGCUGGGAGACCGUCAUGGUCGUCGACCCCAACGACCCGACGCACCAGCACAUGAUCGAGAAGAAGAUCCACAAGGAGGAUUACGAGGGGCAGGAUCUGUGGAAGCAGAUGGUCGCCGCCGAGGAGAGGCGUCUUGAAGAGCAGAAGAGGCAGCAGGAAGCCGCUGCCAAGGCCGAGUAAGACGGUCGAGGCCCGCUGCUCGCCGAAUCUACUACCAUGCCGACCUUGCGAGGUCCGGCCACUACAGCACAAUCCCUUCUCUAUCGCAUUUCCCCGGCGUUUGGAUAGGUUCAGCAAAGCGGCUCACUUCCCCAGCUAUGUACGGUAUCAGUGUCUUCGGCGUUCUGCAUCGGGUAUUUGUAGCCUGGCACUUGAAAUUGGGCGGGCUGUGUUUGGGCGAGCUUCGCUGAUCAAUUGAAAAAGACGGAUGGCUGCCGGACAUAGAAAGACACCAAAAGAAGACAGAUGACAGCCGUUUAAGCGCAUAGAAAAAUGCUGCUUACUCUGUAC
Messenger RNA from Thermothielavioides terrestris NRRL 8126, 1387 nucleotides. RefSeq lists its product as uncharacterized. The record is from RefSeq and is a predicted model, not a curated record. Gene Ontology annotation, biological process: mitochondrial respiratory chain complex IV assembly. Gene Ontology annotation, cellular component: mitochondrial inner membrane. Bases 344 to 1057 code for a protein of 237 amino acids. The transcript is spliced from 2 exons. Lineage: Eukaryota; Fungi; Ascomycota; Sordariomycetes; Sordariales; Chaetomiaceae.